This is a messenger RNA of Trematomus bernacchii (emerald rockcod), 1596 nucleotides long. RefSeq names its product recombination signal binding protein for immunoglobulin kappa J region-like (gene rbpjl). Gene Ontology annotation, biological process: regulation of transcription by RNA polymerase II. Gene Ontology annotation, molecular function: DNA-binding transcription activator activity, RNA polymerase II-specific; RNA polymerase II cis-regulatory region sequence-specific DNA binding. NCBI's taxonomy places the organism in Eukaryota, Metazoa, Chordata, Actinopteri, Perciformes, Nototheniidae. The record is from RefSeq and is a predicted model, not a curated record. Gene Ontology annotation, cellular component: nucleus. Bases 1 to 1596 code for a protein of 531 amino acids. The transcript is spliced from 12 exons.
AUGCCAGCAGAAACCAACAUGGAGGAGUUGGACAUCGAAGAAAAAGAGAGGAAAGAUUCGCCCCGGUUCUCCCAGGCGGAUUCCUCUCUGCUGGACCCGGCUUCUCUCUCCCCUGCCCCGGAUCCGCUCUCUCACCUGGGGUCGCUUCUGGCCGGAGGAUGGGACAGGACAGCGGAUCAGAGUUAUCAGAGCUGUCAGUUACCGGGUCGAGAAGCUCACGCUGACCAGAGCGUCACCAUCCUGCAUGCCAAGGUCGCCCAGAAGUCCUACGGCAACGAGAAGAGGUUCUUCUGUCCUCCUCCCUGUGUUUACAUCAGCGGUCCGGGAUGGAGAGUCAUGCAGAACCAUCUGAAAGCGGCAGGUUAUGGAGACGCCGUGUAUCGAGUGUGUGGCUUUUUGUGUCUCGACAACACCAGCCAGUCUCAGGCCGACGCUUACAAACUGGUGUUCAACGAGCAGCCCAACUCCAGGAUGUUCGCCUCGGCCAAGUCCCUGUUCAUCUCCGACCAGGACAAGAGGAAACACUUCUGCCUGCUGCUGAGGCUCUUCCUGGGAAACAGACAGGAAGUGGGAUCGUUUCAGAGCCGGAUGAUCAAAGUUAUCUCCAAACCGUCGCAGAAGAGACAGUCCAUGAAAAACGCUGACCUGUGUAUCUCGUCGUGCUCCAGAGUGGCUUUGUUUAACCGCCUGCGCUCUCAGACGGUCAGCACGCGUUACCUCUCCGUGGACAGAGGAGCUUUCAUCGCCAGCGCCAGACAGUGGACCGCCUUCACCAUCACGCUGGUGGAGGACCAGCAGGCUGACCAUGGUGACUUCGUGCUGAGCGAGGGCUUCAUCUGUUACGGCUGUGUGGUGCAGUUAGUGUGCAGUGAGUCAGGAGUCGCUCUGCCACCCAUGGUGAUCCGUAAGGUGAACAAACAGCACGCCUUCUUGGACGUGGACGAGCCGGUGUCUCAGCUCCAUAAAUGUGCCUUUCAGUUCAGACACGAUCCCAACGCUUACAUGUGUUUAUCCAACGACGCCAUCAUACAGCACCAGGCCUCCCCCAGCCUGACGGACCCCCUCAGAGUGGGUCUAAACGAUGGUGCCUGUUGGACCAUCAUUGGUGUGGAGGUGGUGGAGUUCACCUUUAAUCAGGGAUCCUCCUGCAUCCUGACUCCUGUCACUCCGUUUCCUGUCAUCUGCGGGUUAGAGGUGAAUGGCGGGGGACAUGUUGCCAUGCUGGAAAUCUACGGAGAAAACUUCAGCUCUCAUCUCAAAGUCUGGUUCGGAAACAGCGAGGCUGAGACCAUGUUCAAGUCUUCCCAGUCUCUGCUCUGCGUGGUUCCUGAUAUCUCCGUGUUCAGCGACGGAUGGAGAUGUCUUCGUCGAGUCCUCACCGUUCCUCUGGCUCUCAUCAGAUCGGACGGCCUGAUCUAUCGGACCUCCUUCAGCUUCACUUACACCCCCGAAAUAAAGCCUCCCCCCAGCAGAGGAACAUCAGGGGGAGGAAAGAGAGAGGGAGGGACGGAGGGAGGACAGCAGGAAGACGUCCUGUUAGAAACCAUCCAUCAGGAGUUCACCAGAGCCAACUUCCACCUGUUCAUGCAGAGCUAG